Molecule: messenger RNA, 2475 nt
Organism: Zea mays
Lineage: Eukaryota; Viridiplantae; Streptophyta; Magnoliopsida; Poales; Poaceae
Product: LRR receptor kinase SERK2
Exons: 4
Coding region: 68-2149 (693 amino acids)
Biological process (GO): protein phosphorylation
Molecular function (GO): receptor serine/threonine kinase binding; protein kinase activity; ATP binding
Source: RefSeq, a predicted model, not a curated record
CCCCACGCACCGCCAAGAACUCGCUCCAGCCACCCUCCCACCAGUGCCCCUCCGCAGUCCGCACGCCAUGUCGUCCCGGAGCUCCCUCCUCCCGCUCCCGCUCCUGCUCCUCUGCGCCGCCGCCGCCGCCGCGUCGUCGCGCAACGCCGAGCUGGACGCGCUGAUGGAGCUGAAGGCGGCGCUAGACCCAGCGGGGCGCGCUCUGGCCUCGUGGGCGCGCGGCGGCGACCCCUGCGGCCGCGGCGACUACUUCGAGGGCGUCGCCUGCGACGCCCGUGGCAGGGUCGCCACCAUCUCGCUCCAGGGGAAGGGGCUCGCUGGCGCCGUCCCUCCCGCGCUCGCCAUGCUCCCGGCCCUCACCGGCCUCUACCUACACUACAACGCCCUGCGCGGGGAGAUACCGCGCGAGCUCGGCGCCCUCCCUGGCCUCGCCGAGCUCUACCUCGGUGUCAACAACCUUUCCGGCCCCAUCCCCGUCGAGCUGGGCCGACUCGGUAGCCUCCAAGUGCUGCAGCUCGGCUACAACCAGCUCACAGGGAGCAUUCCAACCCAGCUGGGCCACCUAAACAAGCUCACUGUUCUCGCCCUUCAGUCCAACCAGCUCAGCGGCGCGAUCCCGGCAUCCCUCGGGGACUUGCCGGCGCUGGCACGGCUAGACUUGAGCUCCAACCAACUCUUCGGCUCAAUCCCCUCCAAGCUCGCUGAGAUCCCUCGUCUUGCAACGCUAGACCUCCGGAACAACACACUUUCAGGAAGUGUUCCAUCUGGUCUGAAGAAGCUGAACGAGGGGUUUCUGUACGAGAACAAUCCGGAGCUCUGUGGAGCGCAGUUCGAUUCUCUGAAAGCUUGUCCUAACGAUGGCAACGAUGACGGCAGAACGCCCCGGAAACCUGAAUCGACCUCUGUCAAGCCCCAGCAGAUUCAAAAGACGGCCGACCUCAACCGGAACUGCGGCGACGGAGGCUGCUCGAAGCCUUCGACGCUCUCUACAGGGGCUGUUGUUGCCGGAACAGUCGUCAUCGUGGCAGGAGCAGCGGCCUGUGGCCUGUCCGCGUUCUCAUGGCACCGCCGCCAGAAGCAGAAGGUCGGCAGCAGUUCGGUCGAGCAUCUGGAAGGCCGGCCUAGCCUGGACCGGUCGAAGGAAGCAUACCAGAGAAGCGCCGUGUCGUCACUGAUGAACGUCGAGUACUCCAGUGGCGGCUGGGACACUUCAUCCGAGGGGUCACAGUCACAGCAUGGGGUGGCGAGGCUGUCGUCGUCGACAGAGGGUGGUUCCCCGAGCGUGAGGUCGUUCAACCUCGAGGAGGUGGAGUGCGCCACGCAGUACUUCUCGGACGCGAACCUGAUCGGCAAGAGCGGUUUCGCCGCGACGUACAAGGGGGUCUUGCGGGACGGGACGGCUGUUGCGGUGAAGAGCAUCAGCAAGAACAGCUGCAAGUCGGAGGAGGCCGACUUCCUGAGGGGCCUCCGCACGCUGACGUCGCUGCGGCACGAGAACCUCGUCGGCCUGAGGGGAUUCUGCCGGUCCCGGGCGAGCGGGGGGUGCUUCCUCGUCUACGAGUUCAUGGCCAACGGAAGCCUUUCUCGGUACCUCGACGCCAAGGAAGGCGAUGCGGCGGACGCCGCCGCCGUCCUCGACUGGCCUACACGGGUCUCCAUCAUCAAAGGCGUCGCCAAGGGCAUCGAGUACCUGCACAGCAGCAAGCUGGCGCACCAGAGCAUCUCGGCGGACAAGGUCCUGCUCGACCACCUCUACGCGCCGCGCCUCUCCGGCGCGGGCCUGCACAGGCUGCUGGCCGACGACGUGGUGUUCGCGGCGCUCAAGGACAGCGCGGCCAUGGGGUACCUGGCUCCCGAGUACGCGACGACGGGGCGGUCCACGGACAAGCAGGGCGACGUGUACGCGUUCGGCGUGGUGGUGCUGCAGGUGCUGGCGGGGCGGCGCGCCGUGUCGCCGCCCCACCUCCAGCAGGGCGGCGGCGGCGGCGGGCGGCUGGACGACCUCGUGGACCCGCGCCUGCGCGGGCGGUUCUCGCGCGCCGAGGCCGCCAAGCUCGCCGGCGUCGCGCUGCUCUGCACCGCCGAGGCGCCCGCGCAGCGGCCCACCAUGACCGCCGUGCUGCAGCAGCUCGGCACCAGCAGCCAGUGAUCGUCGUCGGCGGCCGGUACGGUGGUGGGCCGGAGUCGGAGCUCGCUGGCUACCUGGCCGGCGUGGUGACUGAUUUGUGUUGAGUUAGUUAACCGCUACUGAUCUCGGCUACUCGCAUGGUAGCUGCAUUUGCUCCUUGUUUGAGCUGAGCCCCGGCUCCUUCCUCGGGAGCUCGGUUGAUGUAGUUGUAGUAAAGUAAGCCGGUGUGAUUGCAUUGUGACGGAGAGUUUUUAUUAGUUAACUACCGUCUCAUGGCACUGAUGUUGUAUCGAAUUGUACUGUCUGUACCCUUAAGAUCUAUCUAUAUGUCGAGGAUUUGUUGGAAA